This is a messenger RNA of Monopterus albus (swamp eel), 1544 nucleotides long. It is a transcript of the gene mlana, whose product is annotated as melan-A. Gene Ontology annotation, cellular component: melanosome. The transcript is spliced from 6 exons. The record is from RefSeq and is a predicted model, not a curated record. Lineage: Eukaryota; Metazoa; Chordata; Actinopteri; Synbranchiformes; Synbranchidae. Bases 616 to 1194 code for a protein of 192 amino acids.
AAUACAGCGAUUCGGUGCCUCAGUGCGGCUCUCCAUCUCCAGCCUCCAACGUUAGCUUGCCUGCGUUUUUAUGUUCACUUUUGCUGAUAAAACAUACUAAACAGCACCUAAAGGCAAUUCUUAAGACCUUGUACUUUGCUAGUUAAAUUCUUGCUUUUGUUGCAGUGUCCAUUAACGUUAACGUUUUGUCCAAACCAUAACAGUGACAUUAGCUCAUCUUGACACCAGAAGUGACUGUAUCAUUACUCUGUUAUUAUUAUUAUUGGCAGCGUAGAGAGAAAGAGCAGGAUAACGCCGCCUGCGAAAGUAACUAAAACCAACUCUGGGUUGGCCGGCUAACAACAACUGGAGAUGCUGCUAACGUAUGCUAACUGGCUAGGUAUAGCUUUAACUUGCCUAAGCUAGCAUCACCGGGAGUGCAUCAAACCCCGUUAGCCGUGUGUUACCUACUCGGUAUCGGUCCUUUUAUCAUAACAUUACAGGUUGUGUAUGGGUUUAGAUUUCCAUCACACACUUGCUAUGGCCUACAUCGACGCAUCUUUAGCACACAAAGUGGACCUCGGACUUGCCUAAGGAAGCAUAACCCCGACCCGAAGCCAGGGAAGCAGGGGUACAAUGCAAAUACCCCAUCACAAAUCAGAAUUAUCCCCUUGGCUGAUCCCGUUGACGGUUCCCAGCGGCCGCCUGAUAUGUCUGGCAAGGCAGAAACACUCAGGAAGAUAUUUGAAGAAUGAAAUAACAGAGCUCAGAGGACCCAGUGUUUUUUGGGAAGACAUCCUGACCAGAAGAACUGUUCUCUGCAAUCGUCUGCCUAAUUCAGUUUGCUUAAUGCGGUGUAAUCAUACAGACGGGAUGCCCAGGGGAGACUUCAAUAUUUAUUUUGCCAACAGAGGAGGAGGAUUUGUCAGAGCUGAGGAGGCAGUGGGUAUAACUCUGCUGGUGAUAAUACUGGCAGCUCUCCUCAUCCUGGGAUGCUGGUACUUCAAGAAGAGGGGUGGCUACAAAAUAAUCAGGAACCCUAGAGCAGGGUCGCCAGGUUCCACAGGAGGCCACUACUCAGAGGCAUGUGCAAAAACAGCAGAAAACAAGAUGGCUCUCACUGACUUUGGCAGGUUUCGAUCUGUGGUUCCUAAUGCUCCGCCAGCCUAUGAAAAGAUUUCCGCAGGGCCACUGCCUCCUCCUUAUUCUCCCUGAAGGACAUUUGUAAAAGACAAACAGAUGCCUGAGGAAUCAAAGAAAAUACUGGAGAACAAACUCUAAACUUCAUCUGUUGUCUGAAGAUGUAUAUUCUGAUAUCAUUGUCAGUAUGGUUCCUAAUGUUUCAUAGCUACAACACACCUAAAUGCAGUAAUAUGUAAAACAUAUUAACUACUAUUAGUACCACGUGUAAGUAUUAACAUGUAUGAGCACAAUAUAUAUAUAUACACUAAGUUGUUUCAAUAAACAAGUGAUUUCACAAGGUGCCUGUGUAUAAGGAAAGCAGUCCAAACACACUUGUUGGGGACAGUCGCAUUGUUUAUUUCCAUGCAGUAAUGUCCACAUUU